AUGAUAACUACUGAAAGAACAAUUUCUCUUUCUUAUAAACUUUCAUCUGAAUUGAUAGAAAUCAAUCUCAACUUAACUGUGCCAAGCUUGGAAGACAAAUGGCUAAGAUUUGAAACUGCUGUUGCUCAACAACAAGUUGAGCAGGCUCAGGCCAGUGCUGAAAUUAGUACUGAUGUGGUAAGGGUCUUGACAAGACCAAUAUCCACAAGUUCUACAAAAAGCACUAUAGGCUUAAAAGCUUGUAUAGAUAGUCAUCACUGUUCUAAGCAAAUGCUUAAAUCAUUAGACAGAGAAGCAGUAAUAGAGUUCACUGCACCUUCAGAAUUAACACACUGGGUUGAUGGUAAUACUCGCCAAAAGGACAAACCUAACAACACGAAAGAGGGUGACACUGGAGAGACAGAGAGAUUUUUAGCUAUAUUAUAUUUACUUAACACAACUAUGAGGUUUGAACUUUAUAAUAUGAUUGAAUAUCCAACAAUUCAAUACACUGGGUUGAUGAAGUAUAUCCACCAAAGGACAACUUCUCUUUUUUAUAGAUUUUUAUCUGAGUAUGAUAAAAAGUUCAAAUGUUAA
Molecule: messenger RNA, 576 nt
Organism: Cetraspora pellucida
Lineage: Eukaryota; Fungi; Glomeromycota; Glomeromycetes; Diversisporales; Gigasporaceae
Source: the annotation of a GenBank genome assembly